Molecule: messenger RNA, 2148 nt
Organism: Nelumbo nucifera (sacred lotus)
Lineage: Eukaryota; Viridiplantae; Streptophyta; Magnoliopsida; Proteales; Nelumbonaceae
Product: protein GRAVITROPIC IN THE LIGHT 1-like
Biological process (GO): negative gravitropism; response to red or far red light
Source: RefSeq, a predicted model, not a curated record
GGAUCGCACCACCUCCUGAAAUCCGUGAAGAUGUUUCCUCGAAUGUGCGUUAAUCUGGAUAUGCAUAUACUACAGCCAACCAAAUCUACGGCGCACAUGAGGUCCCUCACCUUACCAUGAUAUUGCAGUUAGCCAAUUAUGAUCCUGCACCUCAAUAUUCGACUAAGGCAGAAGAAGACCGAAAGAAAGAACACCGAAAAGAAAACAAAAGAUGAACAGAUUCUGCAGUCCAUCGCGUUGAGCAGGAAGUCGAUGGAAUGCCAAACAAGAUUGCCAUUAAGAUCCGAUGACAAGUUGAGGACUGAAGGUAUUAAAGCGAAGAAAAAGUCAGAGCCGGCGGCCAAAGCCUCUAACUUUUCUGAUCUGAUUCACCGAGCCGCAUCUUCUUGCUUUCAUCGUCCACCCAACAGAGGGCGCAAAGCAGGACCAGGGUUGGAAGAUAGGAUUGUAUACAAGGAAGGUGAAGUUGAAACAGGUAGCGAAGUGUAUACAGAUGAAGAUGAAUCAGAAGCGGGGCUUAGGGUUUGGGAAGAGAAUACUGAGUUGUUGGUGAGCUUGGAGAGGAUGAAGGAAAUGGAGGUGUUGAUGGGAGAGGUAUUCGAAACGGUGGCCGCUUUGAGGAACGCGUACAAAAGCUUAGAAGAGGCUCAGUGUCCGUGGGAUCCCAAGAAGUUGAAGAUGGCAGACGUGGUGGUAGUGGCGGAGCUGAGGAGACUCAUUAGGUUGAAAGAGGAGUUUCAGAAGAGGUUAAGUAGAGCUGGAAAAGGAGGAUUGCUUGGCCAAGUUUCCCUGCAGGAGGCUAUAGCGCCAUACGAGUCUGCAAUGUGGGAACUUAAGAAACAGGUGGAGACCAGAGAGAGAGAGGUGGAUAACUUGAAGGAGAAGCGGCGCAACGGUGGAAAGAAAGGGAGGUUUCACUCGUUGCAGUCUAAGAGGAAAGUCAGUUGCAUUCAUAGUCAAGUUGGGGUGGCGCCUAGUGUGGAACUGUUCGAAGCAACAAUGAGGCAGGUGAAAGACAAUUAUCAGUCAUUCACGGCGCUCCUCCUCUCCCUCAUGCAGUCCGCUCACUGGGACAUUGCGGCAGCCGUCCGAUCCAUCGAAGCGGCCACCAGCCCAAACACCACUAGCAUCGUCAAAGCUCAUCACGCCAGCUACGCACUGGAGUCCUAUGUGUGCCGGAAAAUGUUUUACGGUUUCGACCACGAGACGUUCUACAUGGACAACAACGUCCCUUCAUUUCUCCACCCCGACCAGUUCCGCCGAGACUGUUUGGCUCAGUUCCAAGAUAUGAAGGCCACGGACCCGGUUGAGCUCCUGAGCAUAUUUCCCACUUGUGGCUUUGGCAAAUUUUGCUCUAUGAAGUUCCUCUCUCUCAUUCACCCCAAGAUGGAGGAGUCUCUGUUCGGACAUUUUGAGCAGCGUCGAGUGAUUUCGACGGGCAAUCACCCGAGGAGUGAGUUUUACGAAGAGUUCUUAGCAAUGGCGAAGGCGGUUUGGUUGCUUCACUUGCUGGCCUUCGCUCUCGAUCCGGCUCCAUGCCAUUUUCAGGCAACCAGAGGAGCUAAAUUUCAUCCUCUGUACAUGGAGAGUGUCAUCGAGUUUUCCGGCCGGCGGGAGCCGCGUGAUUGGAUCGUAGGAUUUCCGGUUACUCCUGGGUUCAAGCUUGGAGACAGUUCGAUCAUAAAGGCUGAGGUGUAUCUUGUCCCCAGAACGUGAUAUCCAGAGACUAGAGUCUAGACAGCUCGGAAUUUGGAACUGGUCCGAUGAUUCAGUGUUGCAUAGGUAACCGGCUCGGGUUUUUGACUCGGCUCGACAAGGUGGAAAGUAGAGUCAACUAGGGAGUCAGUGAGUUGACUCAGGAAGUGAGAAGUCAUGUUACAAAUUAUUAUAGAUUAUGUUAUACUUUUUCCUACUGUAGCAGAACUCUAGGUAGUAGGAGUUUCUAUAAAUUAUGCUUAGAGGGAAACUAGGGGUGAGCAUGAAUUGGUUAACUUUAGUUUGGAGGUAAAACCUGAAAUCCUAAAAAUUAGGGGUGAGCAUUAAUUGGUUAAGUUUAGUUUGAAGGUAAAAUCUGAAAUUUAACCUUUCAAGGUUCUAGGGUCUAUUUGUAGAACUUUUUCAUCAUCCAAAAAAUGGAAUAUGUUCUUU